Pseudomassariella vexata is the source of this 246-nucleotide messenger RNA. RefSeq names its product mitotic-spindle organizing gamma-tubulin ring associated-domain-containing protein. The transcript is spliced from 3 exons. Gene Ontology annotation, cellular component: spindle; centrosome; interphase microtubule organizing center. Gene Ontology annotation, biological process: mitotic spindle assembly; microtubule nucleation by interphase microtubule organizing center; gamma-tubulin complex localization. The record is from RefSeq and is a predicted model, not a curated record. NCBI's taxonomy places the organism in Eukaryota, Fungi, Ascomycota, Sordariomycetes, Amphisphaeriales, Pseudomassariaceae. Bases 1 to 246 code for a protein of 81 amino acids.
AUGCCUCCGCCAUCGCAGCCACCCAACGAUGGCGAGAAGCAAGCCGCGGCUCAGCAGGCCGUCGACAUUCUGCACGAGAUAUCUACCAUCCUCAACUGUCAUCUCGACCGGCGGACGCUGUCCAUCUGCAUCUCCAUGAUUGAGAAUGGUGUGAACCCGGAGGCAUUGGCAGCUGUGAUCCAAUUUUUGCGGAAAGAGGCUCAGAAGGACAAGUUCAGGGCUCAGGAUCGAGGUCAGGAAGCUUGA